UUCAUUUAUUUUAGCCGUCAGUUUAACACAUGUUACAAAAGCAAUAUAGUUUCUGAGUCGGAAUAAUUGAAACGAAAACAAAACUCUAAUUCGGAUUGUUUGAAACUGGAUAACCCGUAUGUUGAUUCCAAUAAAACAAUGACAUGAAACCCGUAAGCAGUAGAUUCACUCGACCCAUUCAAACCUUACAUACGUAUACAAGAAAUCUCUCAUCAGUCGCUACACCCAUAACCCUACACCAACAUGAAACACCUUCUUUAUACCCACCUCCUCUAUCCAAUUUACACCAAAUCUUGCAAAAAUGCGCCAAACAAAGGCUUCCAAAGGAGGGUAUGGCUUGCCAUACCCACAUAAUUCAAUACAGAUUGUGGAACAACACAUUAACCUCAAAUAUACUCAUAAACAUGUACUCUAAAUGCGGGUUUUUAAAAUACGCACGCAAAGUGUUCGAUGAAAUGCCUGAAAGAAGCUUAGUUUCUUGGAACACCAUGAUUGGGUCAUAUACCCAGAAUGGAAAUGAAAAAGAGGCUCUUGAUCUUUUUGUCAUGAUGCAAAGAGAAGGGACGGAGUUCAGCGAGUUCACGGUUUCAGGCGUUUUGUGCGCGUGUGCUGCCGAGUUUGCAGUGUUUGAGUGUCGGCAGUUGCAUGCUUUUGCGCUUAAAGCGUCGAUGCUCACGAACAUUUUUGUGGGUACUGCUUUGCUUGAUGUGUAUGCUAAGUGUGGUUUGCUUGAAGAUGCGAUUCGGGUGUUUGAGUAUAUGCCGGAAAGGAGUGCGGUGACGUGGAGUUCGAUGGUGGCGGGGUACGUGAAAAACGAGCUUUUUGAGGAGGCGUUGUUGAUGUUUAGGAAAGUGCAAGUAACUGGAGUUGAGUUUAAUCAGUUUAUUAUUUCGUCGGUUCUUGCUGCUUGUGCUGCUAUAGCUGCUAAAAUCGAAGGGGUUCAGGCACACGCGGUGUUGUUUAAGACGGGUUUUAUCGUAAACUUCUUCGUGUGUUCUUCACUAGUAGACAUGUAUUCCAAAUGUGGAAGCAUUAACGAAGCUUAUUCGGUGUUCGCACACGCUCAAGAUAAAAACGUUGUGUUACUUAACGCGAUGAUUUCCGGAUUUUCGAGACAUGGACGGUCCAUGGAGGCAAUGAUAUUAUUCGAGAAAAUGCAGCAAAUCGGAUUACAACCCAACGAGGUUACAUACGUUUCCGUAUUGUCCGCAUGUGGUCAUAUGGGAUUGGUCAAAGAGGGUAAGAAAUACUUUGACAUGAUGGUGAAAGAACAUAAUUUGUCACCUAACGUGUACCAUUAUUCUUGUAUGGUCGAUAUUCUCGGUCGAACGGGUUUGAUUAACGAAGCGAAGACGUUGAUCGACAAAAUGCCAUUCGAAGCCACGGCUUCCAUUUGGGGAUCACUUUUGAGUUCAUGCAGAGUUUAUAACAAUGUCGAAUUAGCCGAGAUCGCUGCUAAACAUCUGUUCAAGCUCGAACCCGAUAAUGCGGGAAACCACGUCUUGCUUUCGAACAUUUACGCAGCAAAUCGACAGUGGGACGAAGUUAUACAAACGCGAAAGCUGAUUAAAGAUACGGAAGUAAAGAAAGAAAGGGGCAAAAGUUGGAUCGAGAUUAAAGAUAAAGUUCACGCGUUUAUGGUUGGAGAGAGAAACCAUGAUAGAAUCGGUGAGAUUUAUUCGGAACUGGAGGAUAUAAUCGAAGAAAUGAGAAAGUAUGGUUAUAGAUGCGAGACGCAACAUGACUUGCACAAUGUCGAAGAUGAUAAAAAAGAGGAACUUUUACGGCAUCACAGUGAGAAACUUGCGCUUGUUUUUGGAUUAAUGUGCUUACCGUCUUCUGCUCCUAUAAGAAUCAUGAAGAACCUCAGAAUCUGUGGCGAUUGCCAUGCGUUUAUGAAGCUGGCUUCCAAGAUUACCGGAAGGGAGAUUGUUGUGAGGGAUACGAAUCGGUUUCAUCAUUUUAAAAAUGGGUUUUGUUCGUGUGGAGAGUUUUGGUAAGGGAAUAUAACUUGUAUGAUCAUUAUUCGAGUGCUUAGUGCUUUAGCAUGCAAGCAGACCCAAAAUGAUUGUCAAUCAAGAAAGUUUUGGCGAUGUGGAUGGUCGAGAACGCAACUCAUGAUUCAAAGAGUAUGCUUGCAAGAAUCACAGGAAGGAUUGCAGGCAUGUAAUGUUUCAUCAAAUUUUUUGUUAUAGAUAAGAAAAGGUCAAUGCAAACAUGUUCAUUCACUUUACACA
This is a messenger RNA of Helianthus annuus (common sunflower), 2237 nucleotides long. RefSeq names its product pentatricopeptide repeat-containing protein At5g04780, mitochondrial. Gene Ontology annotation, molecular function: zinc ion binding; protein binding; RNA binding. The record is from RefSeq and is a predicted model, not a curated record. Bases 144 to 2000 code for a protein of 618 amino acids. Gene Ontology annotation, biological process: RNA modification. NCBI's taxonomy places the organism in Eukaryota, Viridiplantae, Streptophyta, Magnoliopsida, Asterales, Asteraceae. The transcript has a single exon.